AAUUGUCAUACUUGCUCUUCUUUUUGCUUCAAAUGGCCGUUAAAGUGUUAAGUUGAGCCACCAGCCAUGCCAGACCAAAACUCAACCAAACUACAUAUGAACUUUGUGAACUUCUUCUCAUAAAAAAUAAAAAGGCCACAAAAACUAUAUUCCCAAACAAGCUAUACUCAGCACUGUCAUCUCUUUCUCUUGUCUCUAACUUAGAUUUGGAGCUCUUAUUCAUACACACCUUGUUGUUUAACUGGUCAACUCGGGUUGUGAUUAUCUUUUGGAAUUUUAAAGCCAUUUGCGUUUUUCCAUUCUUCAAAUUAAGCAAAGAUGGGAGAGAUAUCAAGCUUCCAAUUGGGUGUUAUUGGUGCACUAUUUCUCUCAGUGGCUUCCUCUGUCUCCAUUGUCAUUUGCAACAAAGCCUUGAUGAGCAAUCUUGGCUUCCCUUUCGCUACAACACUUACAAGUUGGCAUUUGAUGGUUACAUUUUGCACCCUUCAUGCGGCUCUACGCUUGAAUCUGUUUGAGGCCAAACCCGUUGACACGAAGACAGUCAUGCUUUUUGGCAUUCUGAACGGAGUUUCCAUUGGAUUUCUCAACUUGAGUCUUGGCUUCAAUUCCAUUGGGUUCUACCAGAUGACAAAACUUGCAAUCAUACCAUUCACGGUAAUGCUAGAAACUAUUUUCCUCAAGAAACAGUUCAGCCAGAAAAUAAAAUUCUCUCUUCUCCUCUUACUUGUUGGAGUUGGCAUUGCCUCUAUCACAGACCUUCAGCUCAAUUUUGUUGGAACCGUUCUUUCAGUUCUAGCUAUCAUAACAACAUGUGUUGGCCAAAUUCUGACCAACACAAUACAGAAGAAGCUUAACGUCUCUUCCACUCAACUGCUUUACCAAUCUGCUCCAUUCCAAGCAGCAAUUCUUUUUGUUUCAGGCCCUCUAGUGGAUCAGAUGCUCACCAAGCAAAAUGUCUUUGCAUACAAAUAUUCCCCUAUAGUCUUGAUAUUCAUCAUUUUGUCCUGUUUGAUAGCCGUUUCAGUGAACUUUAGUACCUUUCUAGUUAUAGGGAAAACAUCUCCAGUAACAUAUCAAGUUCUAGGCCACCUCAAGACUUGCCUUGUUCUAGCAUUUGGGUAUACAUUGCUCCAUGACCCCUUCACUGAGAGGAACAUUAUUGGAAUCCUAGUUGCCAUUUUUGGAAUGGGCUUGUAUUCUUAUUUCUGCACUCAGGAGAACAAAAAGAAACAAUUAGUUGAUCCCCCACUGGCAUCUCAGGUUAAAGAUAAAGAUAACUCACCACUUUUGACUGGGAAAAACAUGGACAACCAAGAAAAGGAAAGUCAUGAGCCUAAGAAAUCAAGCAAGGACUCUCUUGUUUAAGAAGAUCAGGCUGUGUUUAUUAUGAUCAGUUUUAUUUGAAGAUUCUUUCAAUGUUUAGGUACCUUGACGAGUGUAAAUCAAAUUUUAUUUAGACUUCAAUUUUGAUGCAGUGGUAAUGUAAAAACAUUCUAAAC
Molecule: messenger RNA, 1499 nt
Organism: Abrus precatorius (Indian licorice)
Lineage: Eukaryota; Viridiplantae; Streptophyta; Magnoliopsida; Fabales; Fabaceae
Product: UDP-xylose transporter 1-like
Exons: 8
Coding region: 319-1365 (348 amino acids)
Cellular component (GO): Golgi apparatus
Molecular function (GO): UDP-xylose transmembrane transporter activity; antiporter activity
Source: RefSeq, a predicted model, not a curated record